GGGCUGGUGGUGGUGGUGGUGGCGGUGGUGGCGGCCUGCCCCGGCUCCAUCCCCCGCUCGGGGCGCGGGAAGCUGGCAGCUGUCGGCAGACCCUUUCCCACCCGCCUCCCCUCUCCUCUCGGCAGCUCCAUGUAUUACGAUGAGGAUGGGGAUCUCGCCCACGAGUUCUACGAGGAGACAAUCGUUACCAAGAACGGGAGGAAGCGCGCCAAGCUGAAGAGGAUCCACAAGAACCUGGUACCUCAGGGCAUAGUGAAACUAGAGCACCCUCGCAUUCACGUGGAUUUCCCGGUGAUCAUCUGCGAAGUGUGAGUCGCCAGACGUGUCUGCCCGCGGGCGGGAGGUCCUGCCCCACCGCCCCCCAGCCUUCACCAGGAGAGGCUGCGUCGUGUUCCCACCCGAGGAAGACUCUGGGCGCGCGGCGGGGACGAAGGCUCUCCCCUCGCCCAGAGGUGAGGCAGGCCGGAGCAGGCCGGGCUGGGCUUGGCUAGCACUCCUCGCAGGCGAUGGGUGACCUUGUGCAAUGACUGCUUACAAACAUCCUCGCUUGAGUCAGAAGACUAAAAUACUUUCGUUAGCCUCUAGCCGAUGUUGGAUGGGUAACUGGAACUGCGAACGAGCUGCUGUGUUUGAGCUGUUAAAGGGAGAGCGAGCCUGCACUUCUCACCAGACAAAAUCCCCUGCUUCUCAGGUAUGCGGCCCAGGGAGAGCCAGGGCAAGGUAACGCGCUGCCGGGGGCCCCGAGACCCCUGGGGCCCGGUGCUUAGAUGGCCAGUGUCGCAGCGUGUCGCUUGACACGGGUGUUAGGUGAUGCUCCCCUGGAUGGGUCCGUUGAUGGAGGAUGAACGGGGCAGGCUGAGGGGGGACCGGUCUCCAAGCACAUUCGGCUGCUGCUGCGCUCCUCUUGGGAAGGGGACGGAGAUCAGAUUCCGCUGUCUUGGACCUCAGUCUCUUCCCCCUCUGCGUCUCCCUGCUUACGCCGGCUCGGGGGUGGUUGGCUUCACUGCUGCCUGCAGUCCCUCUGCCCGCAGCAGAUCUCUGUGAUCCGUGGCCACCUCUGGUGGUAGCGAGGUCCCCAGCUCUGCAGCGGACUUGCCUCCCCCAUUAGCAAACUGGCUCCUGCCAAGCACCGUCCCUCACCCGCUGUGGGGCCGGGCUGCUGGGCAAGCCAUUUCCUUGUAACAUCCUCACUCCUGCUCCUGUCUUGAACGUACCUCCUGGUGGGGUGGGCCUUGACAGAGCCGAGCAGGAAGGAAAUCAUCUCUUCCCUCCUGGUCCCCGAAAACAAUCGGUCGGUGUGCCUGCCCCGGCUUGGAAAUCUCCCUGGCGAUGUGAACUAGGGUUCCUCCCGUGUCCCAGCUGGUGGCAGGAGGAGAAACGCGAUGCACUUUAAAGGGAGGCUUUCUGCUCCGUCCCGGAAGGUCCUGCUCUUUUCUCCUCUUUCCUCCCGCUUGAGAAGGUUGGGGUCACCUUGGCAGCACCAAAAAACCUCUCGCCCCCACGUGCAGGUCCCAGGGUGCCGAGCCAGCCGCUGCGGGACCCGUGCUGUCCCUUGCCAGCGCUGGCAGCCACUGCCUGCCCGCUCGGCCGCCCCCAGACCGGGUGGGCAGAGGAGGACACGCCGUGGGGCAGCGGGCACAGCUUUAAACUGGGUCAGAGCCUGCUCCCCGCAGCAGCCGGCUCGGCUUUCCUCCUCUUUCGUUCCAGAACUUACUUAUUUUCUAAGCACUUCAGACGUUCGCUACCUCGAUUUUUAAUUUAAGCCGCUGGCACUUGGCCGCCAGCCCUGUCGGCGUCUAUAAGGUUGGAUGUAUCCAUCCCCGCGCCCGCCCAGAGCCGCCCCGGGCGCGGGGCCACAUUCCCGGCUUCGGGGAGAUAACAGCGGCGUGGCUGUUGCCGUCUUCCUGUCACCACCUCUUCCCUUCACGUCCCCACCACCCGCUGUUCCCAUGGAGAGGAGCGAGCUCGGAGGGUGAAGCGGCUGUGCUGGCUGCCGCCGGGCAGGGAAGCAAGGCAGGGCUGGGCUGGGCUCCGGCAGGGAGCUCGUCUACACUGUGAUGCUGGGCGCUUCUUUCGACAUCUUUUGUUCUGCUUGCUUGAAAGAGUCUCGUCUUCAAACAAUCCCCCACUGAAGUGUUUCUUACUCGCACCACCUGCUCUCCAGUUUCUCCCAGGCUGGAUCUCCUUGGGAAGGGUGUCCCUUGAGUUCCGGAGGAGAGCAGGAGCUGCUGUCCCCAGGAAGAGGAGAGAAAGCCGUGGGCUGCCCCUGCCACCUUGCUCCGCUGCCGUCCGGGGGCUCGGGAAGCUGCACCAAACCCACCUCGGGUACAGGGGGAAGGCGGAGGAGGAGCGGGGAAGGGGUUGGUGCCUUUUUUUCUGCCCAGACUAGGAGCCCCUCGCCUGGCUGCUGGCCAAAAAUCUGCUGACAAGGCAGGGCCCAAACCCUGGGAGGGGGCAGAGACCCAGACCGGCUCAGCGAGGAUGCUUUUGUCCUCCCUGACAGGCUGCCCACCCUUCCCCCGGGGCAUCAAACAUGCUUCCCCACCCCCCCUCCAAAAACCCACUCUUUCUCCCACCCCGCCGUGUCACCAGAGCAGCAGCAAACCUCCGCAGGCUGCC
Calidris pugnax (ruff) is the source of this 2619-nucleotide messenger RNA. RefSeq names its product tumor suppressor candidate 2 (gene TUSC2). Gene Ontology annotation, cellular component: mitochondrion. Lineage: Eukaryota; Metazoa; Chordata; Aves; Charadriiformes; Scolopacidae. The transcript has 2 exons. Gene Ontology annotation, biological process: regulation of mitochondrial membrane potential; inflammatory response. The annotation marks the transcript as partial. The record is from RefSeq and is a predicted model, not a curated record.